This is a messenger RNA of Anarrhichthys ocellatus (wolf-eel), 3319 nucleotides long. Its product is annotated as perforin-1-like. The record is from RefSeq and is a predicted model, not a curated record. The coding region runs from base 901 to 2742 and encodes 613 amino acids. Gene Ontology annotation, cellular component: membrane. The transcript is spliced from 4 exons. Gene Ontology annotation, biological process: T cell mediated cytotoxicity; immunological synapse formation; defense response to virus. Gene Ontology annotation, molecular function: wide pore channel activity. Lineage: Eukaryota; Metazoa; Chordata; Actinopteri; Perciformes; Anarhichadidae.
GUUAUUAAGUAUCCGGUGAACAAUGUAUUGGUACUUCAUUGAGUAAUUCUAAAGUAUAGUUUAGUCCUUUCACAUUUAUGAGAGCGGUAGUUUGUAACAUUGUGUCAUCUAUUAUUGUAAGUCUAUUUAUUCACAGAGCAAAUGUUGACCAAAGAGUUGUCAUAGUUGUUGACUAAACGCAGUUGCAGAAAGAUUGUGUUCCACAGGUUGUUGGGAAACAAUGGAAAAUGUUUGAUUAUCUUUGAAUUUUGACUAAGUUCACAUGAAUAUUAAAGAGUAAUUGAUCAGAACUUCUAAACAGACUAAAGAGUCUGAAAUAUAAACUUGUGCUAAUCCAUGCUGUGCUUAAAAGGAAAAAAAAUCAAUCAGUUCUACAUUUCACUGGUCUCUAUUCUAGGCGACAGUGAGAAGAUUCUCUAACCACAUCAGGUAAGAUUUCCUGACUGACUCGCAUGAAGAAAGUUACAGCAGUCGAAGAAAACAUGUAAAACAGUCUUCUGAUCCCUAGAAGAUAGAUCAUGUUUAUUUUCGCAACAGACCUAAACCCGUAAAAGCUAUACUCAUGAAAGUUUGUCAAAAUUUAUGGCAGAUUGAAAAGUGACACCAAGACGCAAUUUAGACAGAAAUUUGUCUAAAAUGUUGUUGUCUACAAAGGAGAGAAGCUAUGAAGACACAUUUUACCAAUAUUUUAGAUAAAGAUGACAAUUGUGAGAUUGUCCGUAAGUUAUUAAAAGUAGGUCCAGAUAUAGAGAAGGUUUUUUUUUAUAUCAAAGAUGCAUCACUGCAUGUUAGCAGAAGGAUGGGACAUAACAUUUUGAAUAAAAUACUGAGCCAAAGAAAUGACAAACACAAGAAUUACAGAAUAACUUAAUCUGUACUAAUGAACGGCUUCACUUGCUCAUGUUUGUUCAACUGAAACGUUUAUUUUUCAGAAUCAACUGUCAGGUUGCAUCCAUCGCCGAACUUAACAGUGACAUGUCUCUGUUGAAUAUUUGCGUCUUUGCCGGCCUCGUGCUCUCCCUCCCCCAGUGUUCGUAUCAAUCAUGCGUAGACGGGACGCCCAAACAGUGCAUGGAUGCAGAAUUUGCUCCAGGUACCAAUUUGGCCGGGGAAGGCUUCGAUAUCACCAAAAUGGAGCACAAGGGAGCCUUUGUGCUCAACAUGAAUCGGUGGAAACGCAAGGAUAAAACAUGCACCCUGUGCAGCAACCCCUAUCUAGAGAACAAAAAGCAAAAGCUCCCGUUGUCAGUGGUGGACUGGAGAGCGAAGCAUUCCUGCAGCAUAAAAGUGGCCACUACACUCCACCGAUCCAGUGAGGCUCUGGUCAGCUCCAGCACCUCUUCUGUGGAGAACAACUGGCAGGCCAAUCUAGACGUGACUGUGGGUGAAAAAAGCGGCUCAGUGAUGCUUGCUGGUACUAAUUCUAAACUGGCUGAGUACUCCAUGGAAAAAACUAAGAAUGACAAGUUCAGCUUCGCAAGCCACAGCAUGUCCUGCGAGUUCUACAGCUACAGGGUGACCGGCAAUCCCAUGUUGCACAGAGAAUUUCAAAGAGCAGUGAAACAGCUCCCGGAAAUAUACAGCCCUGAACACAAGCAACAAUUUUACAAACUGAUCGACAACUUCGGCACCCAUUACGUCACCAAGGUGAAGAUGGGAGGAAGUAUUGAAUCUGUGACCAGCAUCAGGCAGUGCCAGGCCAGCCUGCAGGGCAUCAGCUUGGAGGAGGCGCAGAUGUGCCUGGAAGUUGAGGCGUCCGCCAGCAUGAAAGUAGCUACAUUGAAAACACAAGUAAAACACUGCAAGAAGGACAGUGACAAGACGGAAAGUAAGUCGUCCUUCUCCAGCCUCUUCAACGACAGGUUCACAGAAAUAAAGGGGGGGCAUACCACGGACCCAGACCUUCUCUUCUCUGCUGACAAAAAUCCAUCGGCCUACAAAGAAUGGCUGAACACACUGCCACAGAAUCCAGACAUAGUCUCAUAUUCCCUGGACUCGAUUCAUGAGUUGCUGCCUACUAACUCCCCUGUCAGGAAGAACCUGCGCUCCGCCAUUAGCCAUUACAUCCUGGAGAAAGGCCUGUUGAAGAACUGCAGUAGCCGCUGCAAGGCCGGCAUCAAGAGCGACCCACGGGACACCUGCGUCUGCCAAUGCCACAAUGACCCAGCUGUAAACCAAGACUGCUGCCCAACCCGUAGGGGCAUGGCACGGGUCAUCAUAACUGUACAACGGGCUGCUGAUCUUUGGGGAGACCACUCCACGGCCACGGACGGCUACGUGAAGGUGUUCUUCAACAGAGAGAUGGUCCGGCGUUCACCUGUCUUUUACAACAACAACUACCCACACUGGGCCAUGAUCGUUGACCUGGGCCCCCAGGAUGUGUCCUCAGGGAUAAAAGUGAGAUUUGAAGUGUGGGAUCAGGACAACAACUGGGACGACGACCUGUUGGGAGCAUGUGAGAAAGUUCUAUCUGCUGGAGUCAAGGUGGAUCUGUGUAACCUGCAACAUGGCCAGCUGUUCUACAAAUUGGAGGUGACAUGUGCUCCGAGUCUGGGCGGAGCUACAUGCACCGAUUAUAAACCUUCGCCUAUAAGUCAAAGUCUGAAGAAGUUGUACGUGUCUCGUCACGCACAUCCUAUUCCAAAGGCCAUCCUGUUAGAGAUGGGCGUGUUUGUGAAUGAAACAAGCUCACACAGGAACCAGAGUCUUACUGCUGAGAUUUCAAAGUUUGAUGUGAUAUAACAUCCGUGUUUGGCUUCACUGAUGCUCACGUAGCCAAAUCAGUCUUUGUAUAGGUGCAUCUAUAAAGGUUAUUGAAAUAAAACUUCACCCGUAACUGGCAUCCCUUGUUCAUUUUCUGCUGAUUACAAAGAAUGAGAAGUUUGUCUGUUGGGGAAACAUGUUUCAUGUUUUGACAAAUCGGCUGCAACUCAACUAUGUAAAAUGCUCAGUUUUUGUUUCAGUGUAAUUUACAUUUAAGUCUGCUAACGGUUGUGUAUGCAUGUGUUCGACAGAAGAAGAUUGUCAAUGAAGUCUCUGAGAAAUUGACAUCAGCAAGCAAGACCCAGAUGACUGAAAUGUAUUGCUAAAAUGUUGAAAACAUUUUCAAAAUUUUAAUGAAAGCAGUGGCAGAAAAGAUAGUUGUUUUAAUGUACUGUGUCUGUGUAUUUGUAUCAUAGAUACUGGCCUUGUCUUUCACAGCAUAUGCAUCUAAAAGUUCUUGCAGCUUUCAAAAUGCGAGUUUGAUUUAGUGCAGCUUUUUCUUGUUAAUGUAUUCAUGCAUCAUUCUUUACAUAAAAUAACAUGUUUGCAGAUUGUA